Messenger RNA from Blastocystis hominis, 360 nucleotides. RefSeq lists its product as hypothetical. The record is from RefSeq and is a predicted model, not a curated record. The transcript is spliced from 2 exons. NCBI's taxonomy places the organism in Eukaryota, Bigyra, Opalinata, Blastocystidae. The coding region runs from base 178 to 360 and encodes 60 amino acids.
CCCACGGUGCUGCGCCUGCUGCAAUACCCGAUUCCCGAAGAAAUUCGGUGCUUUUUGUGGUCUGAGUUUCUGAGUGUGCGAGACAGCUACGUGAUCGGGUAUUACUCGAUCAUUCGCAACAAACAAUAUGGAAUCCCAGCGAAUUCGCUGUCGGUGAUCGAGGCGGAUUUGCGCCGCAUGGAGAUCUCCAGUGCGGAACAUCGACAGAUGCUGCGACUCCUCACUUCGAUUUAUCUCCACGAUUCCCAGAUGGGAUAUGUGCAGGGCAUGCAUUUCUUCGCGUACAUUCUUCUCAAGAUUUUCUCGGAGGAAGAAGCGUUCUUCGUUUUUAUCCGCGUAGCACACUUCGAGAUAGAUUGA